AUGUGUGCUUUUGUGCCCCCGGUUGGUGCCUCAAAAGGGGUCAGUAAUGGUGAUGGGGAAUUUCAAGAGUUUUUACUGCACAUCCGCAUGCUUGAGGGGCAUUUGUACAAGCGGGCCCCCGCCAUAUGUGCGAGCCCAUGCGGUUCCUACUGGGCUGAAUCUUCCAAAUGA
Trypanosoma brucei brucei TREU927 is the source of this 171-nucleotide messenger RNA. RefSeq lists its product as hypothetical. The record is from RefSeq and is a predicted model, not a curated record. The coding region runs from base 1 to 171 and encodes 56 amino acids. The transcript has a single exon. Lineage: Eukaryota; Euglenozoa; Kinetoplastea; Trypanosomatida; Trypanosomatidae.